Messenger RNA from Hypomesus transpacificus, 3252 nucleotides. RefSeq names its product neuropeptide Y receptor Y2 (gene npy2r). NCBI's taxonomy places the organism in Eukaryota, Metazoa, Chordata, Actinopteri, Osmeriformes, Osmeridae. Gene Ontology annotation, biological process: G protein-coupled receptor signaling pathway. Gene Ontology annotation, cellular component: membrane. The coding region runs from base 361 to 1461 and encodes 366 amino acids. Gene Ontology annotation, molecular function: neuropeptide Y receptor activity. The record is from RefSeq and is a predicted model, not a curated record. The transcript has 2 exons.
AGAGCAGAGCGCAUCUACUCAGACGCCGUGCGCCCUCAUUGCGCGCGUACUUCAUCGGAGAAAAAGCAUGGCCUUUUGUCAAAAUAACUAUUCUCUUGCCGGUUAUACAAAUCAGUUAUUUGUCGGGGUUCAUAUAUACGCAGAUCUUUGAAACGAAUACUGUCCGAUGUAAUAAGAAAUUGGCGCGAAAUUAUUAACAAUGAGUGGUACUUUAUAACUACAACUAAACUUGCACAUAUGGCUGCUUGUUUUACAGUUGACGUAAUUGGAAGCAACGGAACUUAUUGCUCACGGAAAAGGAGGAUGAGUCUAAACAAUUACUAAUUUUGUGAACCAAGAAUUUGUGAGCCCCAAAGGGGAAUGAUGGAUAUUGUAAAUCAAGUAAACAUGACCCUGAUGGAGGAUUCUGGACUCAAAGAAUCCACCAACUGCUCCAACUGCUACUCUUUCAAUGAAAAGAACUUUCUGGAAUUUGAGGACAGUACGAAGAUAGUUGGAGUUCAGGUGAUACUCAUCCUCGCUUACAGCACCAUUAUACUUUUUGGAGUCAUCGGAAAUUCCCUGGUUAUCUUUGUAGUGUACAAGUUCAAAACUCUUCGUACCGUGACCAACUUUUUCAUUGUAAAUUUAGCCGUGGCUGACCUGCUUGUGAACACGCUAUGUCUGCCGUUUACUCUGAUCUACACCCUUCUGGGGGAAUGGAAGUUUGGCCAGGUACUGUGCUUCAUGGUGCCCUACUCCCAGGGCCUAGCUGUGCAUGUCUCCACCAUCACCCUGAACAUCAUUGCCCUGGACCGCCAUCGCAGUAUCGUCUACCAUCUGGAGACCAAGAUGUCCAAAGACAUGUGCGCCUUGGUCAUCGCCAUCACUUGGGCCACCAGUGCCCUCCUGGCAAGCCCUCUGGCAAUAUUCCGCGAGUACGAGACCUUUGCUCUCUCGCCCGAGCUGUCCAUCCAUGUGUGCACUGAGGCGUGGCCACAGAGCGGCAUGGAUGGGACCAUCUACAGCAUCUCCAUGCUUCUAGUGCAGUACGGCCUGCCUCUGGCCAUCAACUCCUUUGCUUACAUCCGCAUCUGGAAUAAGCUCAAGAACCAUGUGAGCCCCGGCGCCCGAAACGACCGCCACCGACGGAAGAGGAAGACCACCAAGAUGCUGGUGAUGGUAGUGGUGGUAUUUGCCGUCAGCUGGUUGCCGUUCCACGCUUUCCAACUGGCCAUCGACAUAGACAACAGUGUCCUUGACAUGAAGGACUUUAAAGUGCUCUUCACAGUCUUCCACAUCAUGGCCAUGUGCUCCACCUUUGUCAACCCCAUCCUCUACGGGUGGAUGAACAACAACUACAGGGCAGCCUUCUUAUCUGUAUGUAAGUGUGGCCAGGCCGUCAAUUCGGGCUCUCAGAGCUCCAUGAAAAGGAAGACCCAACGGGAAAGAGACUCGGACUUCAGAGCCACUGAUGUUUGAGUUUAUGAUAUGUGAUAUCUGGUGAAAAAAACGAUUGUGAAUCGUUCAUGGCAAGCACAUACAUUCAGUUCAUUUGUUGAUUGUACAAAAAAAUUAUGUGAAAUGUCUUAUAACUAUUAAGGUGCAAACCACUGUGAGAGAAGUUAUUUUUCAAGAUGUUAGUGUUUAUCACAGUCAUGCUACUGCUGCCAGCCAUUUGGUAAUUGUAUUGUCAUUGAUGUUUAGAUGAUGUUUCAACUGCUACUUCUCAACUGGGAAUAACUGGAACAAAAUGCAAAUAUGUAGGCCUAAAUUCUGAUGAAUUGACAGUAAAUGUUAUAUUGUCUUUUUAAUGUUACAUCUGUAAAUUAUGAGAUCUUUAAUGAUCUACUAAAGCAGCUCCCAGGAUUGUUUUUUUCAGAAUGGGUGCGGGGGCCUAAACCUUGACAGCAGUGAUUAAUCAAGCCCUAGUUGUAAUCAAAACAUUAUUUACUUAGACAGGUUGUCAACAAAUUAAAGGUCAAACCAGUAAGUAAAAAACAUGGCAAAAAGUUCAUACAAACAUAACAAAAGACUUAAGUUGACAGCAAAGACAUUUCCCAAGUACACAUUACAUCCAUGUAUGGCAUUUAUUAGAGAUACUGACCUGAGCUCCAGAACAAGGCUUUCCACUCGUUUCUGGAGAAUCCCAAUCCUAAUUGUUACUAACCUUAUUUAUCGUAUCAAACAUCUAAUUAAUAAGAUGAAGUAUUCUUGAUUAAGUGAAAUUGAUUGGUUAAAAAAUAAAACGACAGUACAGUAGCUAUCCAAGAACAAAACUUGUCAGUCCUGCUUUAGACAGUCUAUAGCUUUUUUAAAGGUCUAUGUUUACCACCUAUACCAUUCCGGACCCCCUCCCUCACUUGCCCUAGGUGGCGGCUAAUAGACCAAUUAACGCUAUACGUUCUCAGAAUGAGUCUGGCAGAGCUAAAUCAUUUAAAGAGACUGUCCUUUCCUGUUGUUGUUAGGUUUAUUGCCAUUGCUGUGGAUUUGGGAGUUGCGGUGCGACAAGAGGGGUUGGUUCAAUGCGUCUGUUUUUAGUAACCCAUUCAUGGAACAUUCAGCACGUACGCCAGUAAUUGUUCAUCGCUCUGUCGAAGGUUUAUUGACAAGUGGCUGCGGUGACACACACCUGUGUUGUCUGGGCUAAACCAUGUCUUUGAAAGAUAUGGAAAAUGGUUUAUAACAAGUGCCACCACCUUAAUCCAGAAGAGCUAGCUCACAAACUAGUGACUUGAUUAAUAGGUGACGUUCCACUAGUUCACUGCAUGCAUUAAUCCAUCAUAUCAGGUAAAGUGAGGAUGAAUGGUUGCAGGCAUUAGUAUCAACAGCGACAGUUGAAAAAUAGAACUGAUCAUUCCGCAUGCUACCACAGUACUGUACGAAAUGAAUAGCCAGCAAUUAAUUAAGAAGAGGGCUUUGAGAGGCAACAAAGAAAACCGGUCUUGUCUGUUCCUCGGCUGAAGGUAUCAGGUACUAAAAAGGCUGAAGUUGCCCUUAUUCUUGAUAAAUGACCUUCCAGUAUGACUGCUAUUGGCCAUCUCUGAUAUUGCUGCACUGACAUAUAUAUUUUGAGGCUUAAAGCCUGAGGAACGUGCACUACUCAUCCAUCAACAUGAUCAAAUUAACAGGGGUAUUCAGAAAUAACUUUACAACCAUCUGGGCACUGUGAACAUAAUGGGAUUAUUACUAAUUGUAUGCCAUUUGGGAACCUGCCAGAGAUCAAGACUCACACCUUACUAACUGGUUGUGUGCCAUAGAUGACACAUGCAG